AUGGCCGACCCAUUAUCGGUCGCCGGAAGUGCGGUCGGGAUCAUCUCCCUUGGCAUUCAAGUGACGCAGUCAUUAUUCGAUUAUUACACCGCCGUGAAAUCGCAACACUCCGACAUAUCCUACACGGCAGAAAGACUGGAAAGUCUUUUAGAACUCCUCGAACUCUUGCGCAACCACAUUCAAGACCGCAGAUUCCAAGCUGACGAAGAAGAAUCAAUCAGAAAGAUUGAAUCGCUGAUUCAAGAAUGCGAAGAAUGUAUUCAGGAGCUCCAGGGCGAGGCAGACAAGUUCAAGAAGACUCCAGUCACCACCAUCCAGUCCGCCGUCAAAGCAACAGCCCGCCGUGCUGCAUACCCAUUCCGCAGGAGCACGUUAGAGAAGCUGGACGAGGAUAUUACCGAAGUCACCGACCGUCUCAAGCUGGCUAUACAAGUAUUGCAGCACAAGGUCAUUGACCGGGUUCAGGAUGAUGUGCGCGAUAUCAAAGCACUGGUAGAGCUCGUCAGGUCCUCGCAACUGUCUUCUGAGCUCCAGAGUUGGCUCAAGGCUCCCGACGCCACCAUCAACUUUAACGAAGCCUGUAAAAAGAAACAUCCGCGUACUGGGCUCUGGCUUGUCCACGGCAAUGUCUUCCACGACUGGCUUCGUACUGCCCGGUCUUUCCUAUGGCUAAGAGGCUUUGCCGGGUGCGGCAAAUCGGUACUGUGUUCCACUGCCAUUCAGUACGCCUUUCGACAUCGCAGAUCACAUCCGCGAACUGGUAUUGCUUUCUUUUUCUUCGCUUUUAACGACGAGAGCAAGCAGGACGCCUCUGCUUUAUUCCGGGCCCUUAUUCUCCAGUUGUCGAUGCAGCUAGAUAACCACAAUGACCUAUCCCGCCUGCAUGGGAGCUACCGUCAUGCUAGUCCGCCUGACGAAGCGCUCCUGGGCUGCCUCCAUCAGCUGAUAAAAGCGUUUCAAGACGUUUACAUACUCGUUGAUGCGCUAGACGAAAGCCCGCGGAACAAGCAUCGAGAAGUAAUACUUCAGGUCAUCAAAGACAUGCGUCGGUGGAAAGAAUCAGGCCUGCACCUCCUAGUAACAAGCCGAAAUGAAGUCGAUAUACGGGAAGAGCUGGAAGCAAAGCCGAAAGAGACCAUUGAGAUGAAGAAUAUCGAAGUGGACCGCGAUAUAGCCAUUUUCGUUGCGCAGAACCUCCAAAACAACAGACGAUAUCGGAAAUGGCAGCAAUACUCCGACCGGAUCGAAAAAGCACUAACAGAACGAGCAAAUGGAGUUUUCCGCUGGGUAGAAUGCCAAUUCAAAGCGCUGGCAGCUUGCCCAGCAAACCAGCAUCUUCUCAAUCGACUAUUACAGUCCCUGCCACAAUCGCUAGAUGACACCUAUGCCCGGAUGCUUAGGAAUAUCGCACCCGAAUUGCGGGAGUAUGCUCAGCAAAUGUUAACCAUAUUAUGCUGUGCUAUAAGACCCCUCACGGACUUAGAGCUGAUCGAUGCGCUUGCGGUCGAGCUUGGUGACCAGCCUAGGUUCGAUAUUACACGCAGGUUUGAAGACGUCCAUGAUCUUGAAGCUCUCUGUCCAGGGUUCAUCGAAACCAGCAUGGAUCUUGAAAUGCAAACAACAGUCCGUAUUGCACACUUCUCUGUACAGGAAUACCUUGAAUCUGAAAGAGUCCUCCACUAUCAGGAUCUUGCUCUAUUCCAUGUUCGGAAGCCAGUCGCCCACAUUGACAUGGUAACGGUCUGCUUGGCCUUGCUGCUCGAGCCUCGGACAAUAGAGCUGCAAGAUUCUCGUUCGAUCAAGAAGAGUUAUCCAUUAGCUGAAUAUGCUGCCCGCUAUUGGCCUGAACAUAACGCAAAUGGGACCUCCAGGGACAAGACUGAAAGGCAAAUCCUACAGCUGUUUCAAGACACGCAGGACUCCUUUAGUAAUUGGGUGAAUAUAUGGAAUAUUGACGAAUCACAUGGCGAGUUGAGCUACUCGCGGAUACCCUCAUCCAUCUAUUACGCUUCCUACUUAGGGCUGACAGGAGUUCUUGGGGAGCUACUUAACCAAAAGGCCGAUGUUAACGCUCCAGGUGGACGUUACGGGACGGCACUCCAGGCGGCGUCAUCUGGAGGCCACAAGGAAACCGUGGAACUGCUGCUCAGCAACGGGGCCGACAUCAACGCUCAAGGUGGAGAUUAUGGGACAGCGUUACAGGCGGCGUCAUCUGGAGGCCACAAGGAAACCGUGGAACUGCUGCUCAGCAACGGGGCCAACGUCAACGCUCAAGGUGGAUAUUACGGGACAGCGCUACAGGCAGCAUCGUUUAGAGGUCACAAGGAGAUCGUGGAACUGCUGCUCAGCAACGGGGCCAACGUCAACGCUCAAGGUGGAUAUUACGGGACGGCGCUACAGGCGGCAUCAUCUAGAGGUCACAAGGAGAUUGUGGAAUUGCUGCUCAGUAACGGGGCCGACAUCAACGCUCAAGGUGGAGAUUAUGGGACAGCGUUACAGGCGGCAUCAUCUGGAGGUCACAAGGAGAUUAUGGAACUGCUGCUCAGCAACGGGGCCGACGUUAACACUCAAGGUGGAUAUUACGGGACAGCGCUACAGGCAGCAUCGUUUAGAGGUCACAAGGAGAUCGUGGAACUGCUGCUCAGCAACGGGGCCAACGUCAACGCUCAAGGUGGAUAUUACGGGACGGCGCUACAGGCGGCAUCAUCUAGAGGUCACAAGGAGAUCGUGGAACUGCUGCUCAGUAAUGGGGCCGAUGUCAAUGUUCUAGGUGGAUAUUACGGGACGGCGCUACAGGCAGCAUCGUUUAGAGGUCACAAGGAGAUCGUGGAACUGCUGCUCAGCAACGGGGCCGACGUCAACACUCAAGGUGGAGAUUAUGGGACAGCGCUACAGGCAGCAUCAUCUGGAGGUCACAAGGAGAUUAUGGAACUGCUGCUCAGCAACGGGGCCGACGUCAACGUUCUAGGUGGACAUUACGGGACGGCGCUACAGGCGGCAUCAUCUGGAGGUCACCAAGAGCGAGAACUGAGGCUAAAAUAG
Messenger RNA from Anthostomella pinea, 3042 nucleotides. The record is from the annotation of a GenBank genome assembly. Lineage: Eukaryota; Fungi; Ascomycota; Sordariomycetes; Xylariales; Xylariaceae.